Messenger RNA from Dermacentor silvarum, 1168 nucleotides. RefSeq names its product gamma-glutamylcyclotransferase. Gene Ontology annotation, molecular function: gamma-glutamylcyclotransferase activity. NCBI's taxonomy places the organism in Eukaryota, Metazoa, Arthropoda, Arachnida, Ixodida, Ixodidae. The coding region runs from base 394 to 1107 and encodes 237 amino acids. The transcript has 3 exons. The record is from RefSeq and is a predicted model, not a curated record.
AACCGGUCCGACUGCUUCCUACCGCAAGGACAUGUGUGGCGUCUGCUCACGGCUAUGCACGUUAUUUGUCCAAAGUGGUUUAUGUUCAGCGGGCGACAAAUGAUGGUCGAGUAAAAUAACGCGCGACGCUUUGCAGGGCAUGUUCACGCUACGGGUUCAACGGAGAUAGUUUGCAGGUGUGUACGCAGUUGCUGGGAUACGAUCGAGCAUAUCGGCAGUGGACGCGCAACCAAUGGCUUUCACGUGUACUCAGGGGCGAAACUAGGUGAAACAAACCGGCGUCUAUCUAAGCUCUUUCAAUGGGAGCGUCUGCCGCGAUCGCGUUUUUGCCUGUACAGCGCGCGGGCAAAUGGCACAGCAUGCUGCGGUAGCAAAAACCGUCUGCGACAUGCCAUGCGUCAUCCGUUUCUGCGUUGCCUGUCGGCUCAGUGUCAGCUGCGGAAUCUACUCUGCUUCGUACCCGGUCCCGUUGGCAGAGUCGUAAAGUACGGCGGUCUUCUCGCGACAGCAUUAGCUGCAUCGCGGACGCCCGCACAUAGCGCGACCCACGCUAGGAUGACUUCGUCGGCAAGGAAGACCCGUAGCCCCGACGAUAUUUUGUAUUUCGCCUACGGCAGUAACAUGUGGUCGCAUCGCAUGCACAUCCGCAACCCGACGGCCAAGUUUUUCGACACUGCAGAACUCGAGGGCUACUACGUGGGUUUUGUGGACGACUUUGAAAGUUGGCAAGGUGCUGCUGCCACACUGAAAAAGAGUGCCGAGCGCACCACGCAUGGAGUCUUAUGGACAAUUCCGAAGGGAGACAUACAUAGUCUUGACCGGCAGGAGAGGGAGUAUGAAGCUGCCGAUGUGACAGUCAAGCUGCCAUCAGGGGACAAAGUGGUCUGCCGGACAUACUUCUAUCUUCCCUCAAGGCCCGGAAAGAAAAAUAUGCCCUCACUUCUUUACAAAGCCGUCAUCGUGGCUGGAGCGAUUGAACACAAGCUGCCCGACAGCUAUGUGCAAGAACUGAUGAAGAACCCCGACAACGGCAAAACACAGGGUAGCAACAUUGGAGUGGACAUUGAGAAGCUCCGAUCAGAUGUAAAUGGGUACCUGACUUUAUGAAUGUGUGCGAUUUAUAGAAGUGAUAGUUAUGCAAGUAUUUAGUAAACAUUUCGUUGAAGAC